Molecule: messenger RNA, 615 nt
Organism: Ambispora gerdemannii
Lineage: Eukaryota; Fungi; Glomeromycota; Glomeromycetes; Archaeosporales; Ambisporaceae
Source: the annotation of a GenBank genome assembly
AUGGCAAAGACAAAGAAAGCGGCACAAGGCUCGUCUGGAAAAGACGACGCCGACAUAUCCAGUAAUCUACAUAACGCCGUAACAAAAACCGCCACUCAAAAAAUUCUCGGUUCUCUUGUUACGCAGGAUGAAGUAACUUGUAAAACUUAUGGAAAACAAACUGUUUAUGUAAUUAAGCAGGAUCAAGUUGAAUCUCCAUCAAAUGAGGAACUCGCACAAAUGGACUCACAAAUUGAAGCGCUAAAGAACGAGAUUAGUCAAUACAAAGAGGAAACGAAACAGCUUCAAUCCGUCUUGUCCGGUCUCAACAAUUCUUUGACGAAUGAACAAAUGGAAAAAGAGCUCAAUAAUCUUAACGAGGAGAAUGCAAAAUACGAAGAACGCUUGAAAGAAUUGAGAUCUGGCACACGACAAGUCUCGCGCGAAGAAAAGGAAAAUAUCGAUACGGCGUACGAGCGAAACAGAAAAUUCUGGAAAGAACGAAAAAGAAUGUGCAUGGAUAUCUUGGAUCCUAUGUGUGAAAGUAUGGAGAAGAAACCUGCUGAAGUGAUGGAGGAACUUGAAUUGGAAUCGGAUCCUGUUGAUAUUAAUGUAGACCCAUUGGCAAAUAUUUGA